AUGGAUUUAGAUAGCUCCGACGAAGAAAUAUAUUUGUUAGCAAGAUUACUUGAAAUAGAACAUAGGAAACGUAAGCGCAAGCGGAAACAAAUAUGGCCGAUCGGCUCCGAUUGCGUGCCCGCUGCGGCCGCGCCGACCGCCAUUUUGAUAGCAACAUUUGAACGUAAUAGUUGUGCGUACUUGUACGAAAAGUUGAAUGAUGAAAAAUUAAUAAUACUCGUGUCAAAAUAUGAGUGUUUAUUUGACAUAACCAAGCCAUCAUAUAGCGAUCGGAUAAUGAAAGACAAUGCAUGGGAGGAAAUUAGCAAAUGUCUCGGAAUAAGUGUGACGCAGUGCCAGGAUCGUUGGAAGAAACUGCGAGAUAACUUCAGAAAAGCCUAUUAUAACCGAAAAGGCAAGAGUGGCGAUGGUGCAACUACGUCCAAAUUGAUAAAAUUUGAAAAAGAACUUUCUUUUAUAAUACCAUUUUUUCGCAAUCGAAACCAAAUAUCUAAUGUAACAUUAUCAUCGGAUGAUUCAGAGCCUGGCACAACAAUACCACCACCAUCGACAUCAUCUAAACGUUCUGACCAUUCUGAAGUUGAAUCGCUUGCAAGUACUUCUGGCUCGAAAAAGAGACCACGCUUAAGCAAAGAUGUUGCUACGGUUUUCGAAGAGUAUCUUGAAGAAAAAAGAAAUACUACACCCCGUGACAAGGCAUUACGUAAUUUUUUUUUGUCUAUGUCAGAUACAGUGGAAACAUUCCCAAAAGAAGUCCAAGCACGAAUUAAAAGGCGCGUGUUUAACAUUGUUAAUGAAGCUGAAUUAAGUCUGUAUGAAAAUAGUACAGAUUUGAAUUAUUCUCAGACAGCACUGUCGCAUCGUUUCAAAGGCUUGUGUGCAGCGAAUUUCUUGGAAGUUAUUUUCUACGAAUUAUAAUUUUUUUUUUUAUGAAUAAAUUUAUAGUUCAAUGCGUCCCAUAGCCCGUCAAGCAUAAGUUGCAAAUAAGCAAAGGAAACACUUUAAUCGGCAGAAGUAAAGAUCGUAGCGCCUUACUGAUUAAAAGAAAAUCUUUGAAUAACAAAAGAAAUGUAGCAUACCCAAUUUUUUGCCAAUGUCUUUGAUGGUAAUUCGAGACUUCAAAUAGAUUAAAAUACGAGCUGAACCUUGAACACUUAUUAAUAGUUAUUAACUGGUUUUAGUUAUCACGUAUUCAACCGCCCAACGGCAAUUAUUCUUUGUAUUUUGUAAUCCGGAUUGAAAGGUGAGUGCCAGAGCCAGUAUAAUUAGACACAAGGGAUGUAAUAUAUUCCCAUUAUUAUUUCAGCAAGGAAUAAUUUAUAUAUCUUAGAGUUUACUUGUGGUAGAGAUUUGUGCAAGCUCGUCUGGGUAGGUACCACCCACUCAUCAGAUAUUCUACCGAAAAACAGCAGUACUUGGUAUUGUUGUAUUUCGGUUUGAAGGGUGAGUGAGCCAGUGUAAUUACAGACACAAGGGACAAAACAUCUUAGUUCCCAAGGUUGGUGUCGCAUUGGUGAUGUAAGCGAUGGUUAACAUUUCUUACAAUGCCAAUGUCUAUGGGCAUUGGUGACCACUUACCAUCAGGAGGCCCAUAUGCUCGUCCGACUUCCUAUUCUAUAAAAAAAAGAGUGGAACAAAUAAUAUUCUCUUUGUAUACCUUAAUAUUUAUUUAUUUUUAAUUUAUAUAUUAUAUUCCCAUUUUAUCGGUUUUAUCCGCUUCAGAUCUGGCAGUUAGAUUAUUAUAAAUAAGAACUG
Messenger RNA from Nymphalis io (European peacock), 1755 nucleotides. RefSeq lists its product as uncharacterized. The coding region runs from base 1 to 918 and encodes 305 amino acids. The record is from RefSeq and is a predicted model, not a curated record. Lineage: Eukaryota; Metazoa; Arthropoda; Insecta; Lepidoptera; Nymphalidae. The transcript is spliced from 3 exons. Gene Ontology annotation, cellular component: nucleus; transcription regulator complex. Gene Ontology annotation, biological process: regulation of transcription by RNA polymerase II.